Messenger RNA from Cataglyphis hispanica, 3648 nucleotides. RefSeq names its product mesoderm induction early response protein 1. Gene Ontology annotation, molecular function: histone deacetylase binding; transcription corepressor activity. The record is from RefSeq and is a predicted model, not a curated record. The coding region runs from base 748 to 2706 and encodes 652 amino acids. Gene Ontology annotation, biological process: negative regulation of transcription by RNA polymerase II. Lineage: Eukaryota; Metazoa; Arthropoda; Insecta; Hymenoptera; Formicidae. Gene Ontology annotation, cellular component: nucleoplasm. The transcript has 5 exons.
CAGUUCUGGAAGAAUCUCGACAUUCGCGGUAAUAGCCGUAAUGACGCUAUCUCGAUUGUCGCAUUCAUUUUCGGAAUAUAUACAAGCCGAGGGGUGAAUGCGACAAAUAUAAAUAAUGUAGUGUGCAUCUAGUGUGUAUUCUAGUUAAAAAGUCGUUUAAUAAUUAAUGAUUUAUCUAUAUGUGCCGUAACGUCGCGUACCGUACGUUGCGAAUCAUGCUCGCUCGAUAAAAAAUUGUGCCUUAAAAAAUUCGUGACAUUUCAAUCGCUCGAGUUGAGUGAAAGACAGGGGUUUGUUGUUACCUGUGAAAGAGGACAAUAGGGUAAGGACUCGCAGUUUCUCGGUGUUUGUAACCAAAAGAAUUGACGCAACCUAUUAUCCGAGAGAGAAAGAGUACUCGGUGAUGUUUUAUGAAAUGUCAGUUUCCACCAUGACAAGACUAUACGCGCUAGUGUUGUGAGUACUAUUGUGAUAUGAAUGUCAAUCCAGUUUGAGGUUAAACCCCACAACACUCCAUGUAUCUCUCAUUUUAUCCCGCCUACAUUGGACAAUAGAAUCAAAUGUGCUAAGGCCAGCCCCUAACUUGUCUACCCUUUAUGCCAGAGGAAUGGUAUGAUGAUGCAGACUGUUGGCAAAUAGUUCUUGUACAUUGUGGUGAUCCAUUUUGGUGCAUCGUCUAUAUGCAUUGAUGUGUGUAUACCAUUUGUGUGUUAUGUUCCAAUCUGAGUGAAUAGAGAACGUAGAAUCAUGGCAGAUCGGGAUUAUGAUAUGGGUCCUGCAACAGAAAUGAUGGUAAAUGAUUUUGAUGAUGAACGAACAUUGGAUGAAGAAGAAGCGUUAGAAGGUAGUGAAGAUUCUCACAACGAGUUGUCCAAUUUGCAAAAGGAAGGUGACAUGCCACUGAAAGAUCUACUUGCCAUGUACGGGUACGGUGAUCCCUCGACGGAGAACUCGAACAGUUCCGAUCAUAUGUUACUGCCAUCUGGAAGUGGUGAUCCUGAGACCGAGGAGCGUUACUCGGAUAAAGGUGACAACGAUGCGGACGACGACGAUGAUGACGACGAGGCCGAUGCGGCUAGCAACGAGCCGGAUCUCAAGCAAUUCUAUACAGAAAUGCUGGUGAAAGGAAAAGAUAAGGCAUCAUCAUUAUCAGGAUCAACAAUGAAAAGCAAUAACAGUGAUGGAGUAGGCAGCAGGGACAACAGAAAGCGUAGGAUCGACGAUGACGAAGAUGAUGAUGAAGAUGCCGAAGCUGAAGAAUGCUCGAUGACUGGCACGCGAAGUGGAAACGGAAAGAAAACUAGAUCGUCGCCUACGAUAGUGAACGCUAAUGCCGUUACAUGCGACGGUAUAGUUAAUUUAGGUACAGCCAGUGCUGCUGACAGUAUUGUCGAAGAAAGUAGCGCCAGUGGUGCGAUUGAUGGUCCAGAAGAUAGGAUAGUCAGUGCGGGAAUAGGCAGUGGCAGUUCGAGAUUAUUACGAAGUGUUUCGAGGCCGCAAAGCGAGGAAGAAGAGGACGAUUGCGACUACAGUCCGGAUGAAGAAGAGUGGAAGAAGACAAUCAUGGUUGGCACUGACUACCAAGCAGCAAUUCCAGAAGGCCUGUGUCGUUACGACGAUGCGUUGCCGUACGAGAAUGAAGAUAAGAUGUUGUGGGAUCCCAGUCAUAUAUCCGAAGAAGAUACGGAAGAGUUUUUGGAACGCGCGCAACUUCCGGUCGUAAAGGGUGGCUCAUUACCGGCUGGAUCUCAUAUUAGAGAUGACGAGCAGGCCUUGUAUCUUCUACUGCAAUGCGGUUACAAUCUCGAUGAAGCAUUGCGAAGACGUCGAAUGAAUGUACUUCCUCCUACGGAUGCAGUGAGUCUUUGGUCAGAAGAGGAAUGUCAUAAUUUUGAAUCCGGAUUGCGCACUUAUGGGAAAGAUUUUCAUCUUAUACAAAAGAAUAAGGUGAGAACGAGAUCUGUCGGAGAGUUAGUGCAAUUUUAUUACUUGUGGAAGAAAACGGAGCGGCAUGAUAUAUUUACGUACAAAGCUCGAUUAGAAAAGAAAAAGUAUGCUCUGCAUCCUGGUAUCACCAGGGACUAUAUGGACCGAUUCCUCGAGGAACAAGAGGGAGUGCGAGACCGUAGCAGUUCGCCUAACGUCCACUGUUUGCUGUAUGGUGACGCCAAACGACAAAGAUCUAGCACCAACGUGAUUAAUAAUGACGAAUCCAAAUCGACAGAACCUUGGGAUGGAAACGCAGUCGACCCGUUGGCAGAGAUCAAUGGUCCAACGGCGCCGCCACCACCACCACCUCCACCGCCACCGCCCUUGGUAACAUCGGCCGCAGUUACCAUAUCUUCGUCCAUGUGCAAUUCCAGCGCUUUAACUACACCGACAUAUUGUUCGUCGACAAUUCGUCAUCCAGAUUGUCCUUCGUCCGAAUCGGGUUGUGCGCUAGCAGAACGCUGGAGCGAUCUAGCGUCUCGAAAUCAGCCUACCUCCUCAGUCAUCACGACGAUAACGAUCAGUACUACCACAGCUACUAUGUCUACAACAAUGGUUACAGGCCUCGGCUCGACAAAUACAGUUACUACUUGUUCUACCGCCUCUGCCCCUGCGGUUUCCAAUAAUUACUAUCAUCAGCGAGUAACAUCAUCUAGAAGCAAUGAUUCCCACGAUACACCCUCACCUGAGAACAUUUUACCUCAUUUGCCCCCUUAGCGUCUAAUCCGACCUUCAGGUGUUCAGCCUGAAAGGCGGCGGAUGUCUUUACGCGGUGUGCCUAACUCGGCACUCACAUCAUCACUCACAUCGCUAAUGUCUUAACGCAUAAUAAUAUUCAUUAAUAUCAAGGAUUAUAUUUUUAUACUAUAUCGUAAUUAUUCAUUGUCCUUAGCACAUGAGUGCGUAAUGUUAUAUAUAGUGAUGCGGAAGUCGGAGGAAUGUGCAUUUGCGAGGAAAAGAGACUAAAGUAUAUAUAUAUAUUAUAUAUAUAUAUUAUAUAUAAGAUUCAAGAUAAAAAUUAAACAUAAUUAAACUGAGCGAAAAACGGGAAUUACUGUAGCUUUCUCUAUUUUUCUUCUUCCCGUUUCUGAAGAAAUAUUUCUAGAAAAAAGAUGUAUUUCAAUUGAAAUUAAUAUCUCGGUUGAAAAUGUAAUAGUUAUUCACAGUCAGUGGAUUGACAGAGAACUGAAACGGCAUCACAUGCACCAUUAUUGUAAUUAAUGUGUAAUUCACAAUUUAUCCAAAGCACAUCUCUGUCUUUGGAUUGGCAAUAAAUUUGUAAAAGACGAAAUCUCGUGAAACUUGUCAGUUCAAACCAAAAUAAAUAAAAAAUAAUAAAUGUUUAAAUGAUAAAAUUUAAAUGAAAGUCAAUAAAAACAGUUGUUAUUAUUUUCAUGUAAAGGAUACGCGUAAAUAGCUAGAUCCUUAAUAAAUAGAUAGAUCCUAAUAAUUCGUUUUGUCCUUCGUUAAGUAGUUGGCUGUGUAUAAAAUCGUAUAUUUUGUAUUUUGCACAUUUUUCUUAGAAACUAUUUAAGAAAAACAUGAAGUAUUUCUAAUUUACUGAAUAUACACAUUACAUUAUGUUUAAUCAUUCAUAAAUAGUGAUAUAAAAACACAGGCUAAAUUAGAAAAAAAAAAUAGAUUUAAUAUGAUGUUUUU